AUGGGGAAGAGAGCGUUUAUCUUCUUGCAUCUCUCAUCAGCAGGAAACGAGGAGGUUUCUAGGAAGUCACACAACGCCCACGAAAACAGACUUUAUCUCAUCGCCCGUCUCCGGAGCAAUUCCACCGAAACCAUCCGCAUGCACCCGCCGAUUUUGGAAGAUGCUCAACGUCCUUUUCCUGCCGCCGCCUCCUCGGGCGACCGAGUGCCACCGACAGCGCCCCCGGCCCCGGCCUCUGCGCCCGCCGCCGCCCCGGGCCCCGAGCCCGGCCCCAAGCAGCAGCAGCCGCCGCAGCAGCAGCCGGAGCCCCCUCCAGCCCCCUCCUCCCGCGAGGAGACGUGCCACUUCCUCAAUGCCAUCUUCCUCUUCCUCUUCAGGGAGCUCAGGGACACUGCCCUGGUCAGGGACUGGGUCAUCAAGAAGAUCAAGGUGGAGUUCGAGGAGCUGCUCCAAGCCAAGAUGACAGGCAAGGUGCUGGAGGGGCUCAGCCUCAGGGAGGUCUCUCUGGGCGAUGUCCUGCCUGUCUUUAAGUCGGUGAAGCUCAUCCGGCCGGUGGCCUGCAAUGAGGAGGGCUGUCCCGAGGAGCUGGGCUUCGAGGUAGACCUGGAGUACAAUGGUGGCUUCCACCUGGCCAUCGAUGCCGACCUGGUGUUCGGCAAGUCGGCCUACCUGUUCGUGAAGAUCUCCCGGGUGAUGGGGAAGCUGAAGCUGGUCUUCACGCGCCUGCCCUUCACACACUGGUUCUUCUCUUUUAUGGACGACCCCGUGGUACUCUUUGAGGUGAAGUCUCAGUUUGAAGGGAGGCCCAUGCCUCAGCUCACUUCCAUCAUAGUGAACCAGUUCAAGAAAGUAAUUAAGCGCAAGCACACCUUACCCAAUUAUAAAAUCAGGUUCAAGCCAUUUUUUCCAUGUCAAGUGUUGCCAUCUGAUGAAUAUGAAGAUCGAGACCUCUGUAUACAGGAUGUUCUGUUGAGAGAAGGUCGACUGAAGGUCACAUUAAUUGAAUGUUCAAGGUUACUGAUGUUUGGAUCCUAUGAAAGAGAAACAAAUGUUCAUUGCACAAUGGAGCUGAGCAGUAAUGUUUGGGAAGAAAAAUCAAGAAGUUCUAUUAAAACGGCAGAGCUUGUGAAAGGGAAUCUGCAAAGCGUUGGGCUCACGCUGCGCCUUGUGCAGUCCAAGGAGGAGGAUGCAGGGCACGUUGUCAUCGAAACUGUGACUCCAAACUCACCUGCUGCAGCUGCUGAUCUGCAGAGAGGGGACAGACUGCUGGCAAUUGGCAGUGUUAAAAUCACAUCAACUGUCCAAGUGUUGAAGCUUAUUAGACAAGCUGGGGACAGAGUUUUAGUCUUUUACGAAAGGCCUGUUGGAUAUAAUCAGCAUGGCUCAGCACUGCAGGAUGGAUUUGGGCAAUUGGAGGACACAGCUUUCUUGGCACCGGCAGAAGAUGACCAGAAUAGUUUAUCAGUUGAUACUGAUAGCAGAGAUUUUGAUUCAGAGUUUGAAGAGUUAGCUUGCGAUUCACCUGAACAAAAAGAAGAUCUGCCAACAGCUCUGAGUCCCAAACGGUCGGUAGUAAUUCUUGCUGCUGCUAAACCUCUUGGAACGAUAUCGCCCAUCCUGAAUCGAAAACUGCAUUUAGGAAGUCACCAGACAGCAUCAAAAACACAACUAAAAGAUGGGGCUAAAGUGGCAACACCUAAGAUUGAGGUUUCAGAUGCAUCACAGCCAUUGGGUAAACAGUCACAAGGAUCUAGCACUAAGCCUCCUGUGCCCCCUAGGCCACAAAUAAAGCCUGUUCUGUCUACUGAUAACCAAAAUGCGUUAGAAACUGGAAGUGUAUGUUCUGAUAAACCAGAGAGGCCCCCUCCACCUGCAAAUAAUGGAGAAAAAUCUACAGAGAAGGUAAUUAAAGUUAACGAUCAGGUAGAAGAGCCAUCAGUAUCAAAAGUAGUAACAGCACCAAAGCAAGAUACAUUAAAAGAUGGACUUACAGAAAAUGCACGUAGUUGCAAAGAUAGCGAUGAUCAUCGAACGUGGGAGUCACCAGAAAUUCCUUAUAAAAUCCGUCAGGGCCGAUGGCCGAUGACGAGAACAUCCUCCUGUCUCUUUGAAGUAGAAAAAUACCAUAAGUACCUUAAUGUUGCACUGUGGUGCAGAGACCCUUUCAAAGCAGGUGGUUUCAUCUGCUUAGGAUAUGCAAGCAUAAAACUUGAAGAAAUUGCUUUAGAUUGUCUAGCUACGUCCUCAAUGGAAUUUGUUAGAAAAUUUCAACUGGGUGCUCCUACGCCUAAAGCUGCAGUCACCAGAACAGCGUUGCGGAGUCUGACAACCCAUAAAGGUUUCAAUGAAAAAUUUUGUUAUGGUGAUGUAACUUUACAAUUCAAAUAUUUAAAAGAAGGUGAAAUUGAUGAUUUAAGCAUAUAUCUGGAGAAAGAGAGGGAGAGUCACUUAGAAGAAGAAGCCCGUGCCCUUCAGAAAGAGGAUCCUCUCUCAGGACAAGUUCUCACAGACAACAGGCAUAACUUCCAAGAUACCCAGUUUCAGAAUCCAACUUGGUGCGAUUACUGCAAAAAGAAAGUAUGGACUAAAGCAGCUUCGCAGUGCAUGCUCUGUGCUUACGUUUGCCAUAAAAAAUGUCAAGAGAAGUGUUUAACUGAGAUGCCCUUUUGUGCAGGAGCUGACAAGCGGCUCGAUCGAACUGUGGGCAGCAGCAGAGCGGAGGGACAGGAGGCUCCUGCAGCCGCAUCCCCUCGGGUCGAUCCCGAGGCCAAGGCUGCCAACAGAACCACGGGUCUGACCAGGCACAUCAUCAACACGAGCACGCGGCUGCUGAACCUGCGGCAGGUGCCCAAAGCCCGGCUGGCCGAGCCGGGGCCGGACGCGGCCGAGCCCUCGCCAAAGCACACCCCCAACACGUCCGACAACGAGAGCAGCGACACCGAGCCGGGCGGGCCCGGCAGCCCCUCCAAGCGCGCCGGCAUCAAGCUGCUCCGCAAGGAGGGCGGCCUCGACGACAGCGUCUUCAUCGCCGUCAAGGAAAUUGGCCGCGAUCUCUACAGGAGCUUACCCACUGAGGAGCGCUUCCAGAAACUGGAGUUCAUGCUGGAUAAGCUGCAGAAUGAAAUAGACCAAGAGCUGGAAAACAAUAACUCGCUCGUGAAAGAAGAGAAAGAGACGACCGACGCGAGGAAAAAAGCCCUGAUUUCUGCUGCGCUGGCUAAGUCAGGUGAGAGACUGCAGGCCCUCACGCUGCUGAUGAUCCACUACAGGGCAGGCAUUGAGGAUAUAGAGUCCCUGGAGAACAUGUUCUUAGAGAGGCAAUCCAAAAAAGUGACUAAAGAGUUCGAGGAACCCAGUAUAGCAGAAGAAGUGGAUAGCGAAGAUGGCAGUCUGACAGAGGCUCCAACAUUGAACAUCAUAUCAGAAGAACCAGCUGAUCCACCUCAAUCAGUAGACUGAUAUUUACAUAUUUAGUCUUUGAAGGAAUGGACUAAAAGAAUACUUUGCACUUAACUCCAAACACACAGAAAUUAAAUUAAAACACUGGUAUAAUGUGCGUGUCCUGCUUCUCCACAAUUAAUUGCUAAUAGUGGUUUUUCUCCAGCUACAGCACCAUCAUUUUGUUAAACUAGCUGGUUAAAACUACA
Ficedula albicollis (Collared flycatcher) is the source of this 3647-nucleotide messenger RNA. It is a transcript of the gene PDZD8, whose product is annotated as PDZ domain containing 8. Gene Ontology annotation, cellular component: mitochondria-associated endoplasmic reticulum membrane contact site. NCBI's taxonomy places the organism in Eukaryota, Metazoa, Chordata, Aves, Passeriformes, Muscicapidae. Gene Ontology annotation, molecular function: lipid binding; protein binding. The coding region runs from base 1 to 3459 and encodes 1152 amino acids. The record is from RefSeq and is a predicted model, not a curated record. The transcript has 7 exons. Gene Ontology annotation, biological process: mitochondrial calcium ion homeostasis.